Cucurbita maxima (winter squash) is the source of this 1013-nucleotide messenger RNA. RefSeq lists its product as uncharacterized. The record is from RefSeq and is a predicted model, not a curated record. The transcript is spliced from 9 exons. Gene Ontology annotation, molecular function: RNA binding. The coding region runs from base 112 to 750 and encodes 212 amino acids. NCBI's taxonomy places the organism in Eukaryota, Viridiplantae, Streptophyta, Magnoliopsida, Cucurbitales, Cucurbitaceae. Gene Ontology annotation, biological process: maturation of LSU-rRNA from tricistronic rRNA transcript (SSU-rRNA, 5.8S rRNA, LSU-rRNA). Gene Ontology annotation, cellular component: nucleolus.
GUUUAACCUGUCCUCGAGUCCUCGACCUACGUCCUGGUGAUACGUCGCCUCCUACUUCACUGCUCUCUCUCUUUUCGCGCCUCUUCUUCCUCUUACAGUGUUUUCAGAUCAAUGGGGGCCAAGGCGAAGAAGGCUAUGAAGAAGAAACUCAGUAAGGCCACUUCUUCCUUAUCGGACAAGAAGGAAUCUGCCGAUUUCUUGCCGUUGGAGGGCGGUCCUGGGCGUAAAUUACCAGCACAGAAGCCCCUGGAAAAUACUGCUACUGUUCUCUACAUUGGUCGCAUACCCCACGGCUUCUUCGAGAAGGAGAUGGAAGGGUUUUUCGGACAGUUUGGGAAAGUUAAAAGAAUAAGAAUUGCUCGAAAUAGAAAGACUGGGAAGUCGAGGCAUUUUGGAUACAUUGAAUUCGAAUCUCCAGAGGUGGCAAAAAUUGUGGCUGAUUCUAUGCAUAACUAUUUGUUGUAUGAACACCUUCUGAAAGUACAUCUAAUUUCUCCUGAGCAUGUUCAUCCCAAACUAUGGAAAGGUUUUAACUAUCGCCACAAGCCCUUAGAUUGGUCUGAACUUGAGCGUAAGCAGCAUAACAAGGAAAGGACAUUGGACGAGCACAAGAAGUUAGUAGAGAGGAUCUUGAAGCGGGAUCAGGCUAGAAAGAAGAGGAUAAGAGCUGCUGGGAUUGAUUAUGAGUGUCCAGAAAUUGUGGGCAGUGUCCAACCAGCUCCCAAGAAGAUCAAGUUCGAUGAAGAUUAGAACAAGCGUUCAGUUCGUAGAAGGCUACAAUAUCAUCACACCACAGGAAGGAGGAGAGAGCGGAGGAGGGGGGCGUGACGAAUGAUGAUGAGCCCUUCCAUCUUUUCAAUUUCAUAUGCUUGAGGGUAACCUUCCCAAUAUCCUUGAAUCUCCAAAUUUGAUCUUCGGAAUUUUGUGUCAAAACAUAUUUUGAACUUUAGUAGUAUGAAUUUCCUUCUAUAAAAAGAAAAAAAAAAGUUAUGUUGAAGCUUUAUGGCUUACAA